AUGGGCGGAAGGUGUGAAGCAUGCAGAGCAAACAUAAAUGUUACUCAAAAACGAAUAAAAUGCACACAAUGUUCGCAUAACUACCAUUCAGAGUGCAUAAAUUUUAAUAAUGAUACUGCUUCAAGAUCUGAAUGGAAGUGUCCCGCUUGCACUGCUUCUUAUCGAAAAGGUGAUAACAGUAACACUCCGAUACGAACUAAUAAGUCUCCUUCAAACACCGUUUACGAUAAAACUACGUAUAGAUCAUCAAACAAAAGUACUGACCAGCCUACAUGUAUCACUGAGACCAGUAGUUGCCAACCAUAUAAUUUGGAAUUAAUUAAUAGCAUAGAGUUACUGUUAGACAAAAAACUCAGUGCUAUAAAAUUCGAUAUAAUUCAAGAGUUGAAAUUAUCACUUAUCACUGAAAUAAAAAACGAAAUAACUAAUAACCUUAAACAGCUGGAAGAAUCGCAUAACAGUUUGCUAAAUGACUACAACAAUCUUAAAAGUAAUUUUGAAAAAACUUCAACAAAAUGUCCAGAAUGGCGAGAUGAAACUGGCGGAAUUAUGUGCGCAAAUAAAAAAAAAACAACAAUGGGGUAG
Messenger RNA from Parnassius apollo (apollo), 585 nucleotides. NCBI's taxonomy places the organism in Eukaryota, Metazoa, Arthropoda, Insecta, Lepidoptera, Papilionidae. The record is from the annotation of a GenBank genome assembly.